AUGGAUAAAUCCAAUAAUUCGUGGGCUAAAAGCAUUCCUUGCAGAAAUGUGACUAUCUAUGGCCAUUGUAAGAAACAAGUGGAUGGCUGUCCCUUUAGUCAUGAAGUCCCAAAUACUGUAGUUAAUAAUGAAGGAUCUACUACUACAACAAGUAAUUCAAUUUCUGAUACGGUGUCUGGGGCUAUUGCCCACAGUGACCUGGGAUCAACGAAUAUUUCGGCAAAUCUCCCAUCUUUGCCUAGUUCUGCGUUAUCUUCAACUGGUAUGAACGCAGCCUCUAGUACCAACUCAGUACCUGCUUCUAUACUAAACACUCCAACUUCUAGUUCUACCAUUACAGGAACUACUUCUUCAAGUGCUAUGAAUAAUUCCAUAAACCCUACUGCAUCUUCAACGACAAACAAUGUCCCAAGGUUCGAUGCUAGAGCUUCUGCAAGUUUUACACCAAUGGCUAUGUCAAUGUCUGCUUCUAGAAGUUCAGAAAAUGCAGUUGUCCCAGGUGGAAUACCACCUUCUUUGACUGCUAGCUUGUCUGCAGCAAGUCCAGCAGCUACAAAUAUAUCAGUAGCUAGUCCUGCAGCAGGUGCAAGUCCUACACCAGUAUCAUUAGGAAUGACUCCUUUUGAAUAUGAUUAUCCACAUCCAGCUCAAAAUGCAAUGGGUAGUAUACUACAACAUCAUUUGUAUGCACCUGAUCCACCUCCACAUUUACAAUUGGCAUUGAGCCCGCAUGAAGAUACUCCGGCAACUUUAUUUAUUCCCAAUGCUUUAAGAGAACAACUACUACAAAGAAAUACAGCUGCAAUCCAAACUUGGCCUUCUGGAGGUGCACUGCCAGAUGUUGUACGAGAUUAUUAUGGUCUAGUUCCUUUAGAUUUUCAUAGAAAUGAUGGAUUAUUGAAAAAUCGUUAUUUUGACCAUAAAAAUUCGUUGUAUAAAGUUUUUAGUAAUAAAGACGGUAAAGUCUAUGUUUUACGUCGAAUUCAUUCCCUUGAUGAAAAAAACAAAAAUAUCAAUAUCGACAUCGUUAAUUUAAGAUCUAUUUUUACUAAAUGGAAUAAGCUUGAUAAUAUUAACCUUAUUCGACUGAAUGAUAUCUUUACUACGACAAGCUUUGGGGAUGUUUCUCUUUGUAGUGUAAUGGAAUAUUAUCCUUCAGCAUUAUCAAUAUUUGAAAAACAUUUUAUACAUUUUCCCCUUGUACCAUUAACUAUGAAAUAUAUUUGGGGUUAUUUGGUACAAUUGGUUAAUGUAUUAAGAGAAAUUCACACACACGGGUUAUUUGCUGGAGAUGAUUUAGAUUGGAAUAAAAUAAUUGUAACAGGAGACCCGGGUAGAAUUAAGCUAAAUGUAAAUAUAUCUAAAUUUAUACUCAAUGAAAAUUUAAAUUUUAAGAAAUUCACGAAGGAAGAAGUUUUAAAAGAACAAAAUUUAGAUUUCCAAAGAUUAGGUGAAUUAUGUUUACAGUUAGCAAAGAAAGUCCAACCAUCUGCAACAAAUGGCAGUACGCUAUCUGCGCUGAACAAUCAAACUAAUUCUACCACGUCAUUAAAUUUAGAGAAUAAAUCUGCUAUGAAUACAUCUACUAAUUUGAACGAAAGUAUUUCAUCUUCUCUUCAUUUUACAAAUAAUUCUAAUGGAACAAAAAAUGAGGGGUUAGAUGACGAUAAAAAAAUUGAUGGGACUACUAUAUUUAAUGAGAAGGGAGAAUUUCAAAAUCUAAAUAUCAGUCCUGAAAUAGAAUCUGAAAUCCAAAAUUUAAAUAAUGUAGACAAUCAAUUUAAAUUGGUAUUACGUUAUUUAUUUCGAGACUCUAGUAUUAAAGAAGAAUCACAAGAAAAGAGACAAAAAAAAUUUCAAGAAUUUUCUAAUCUGUUCUAUGAUAAAAUAUUUGAAUAUUUGAAUGUUAGCCAAAAACAUAUCGAAUAUAUAGAAAACAUCUUGGCGAAGGAAUUAGAAAAUGCCAGACUAUUCAGAUUAAUCUGCAAAUUGAACUGCAUAUUUGGUCGAUUAGAAUCUCGAAUUGAUAUCAACUGGUCGGAAAGUGGAGAGAAAUUUCCAAUAAUUUUAUUUUAUGAUUAUGUCUUUCACCAAGUUAAUAAUACAGGCAAGAGUGUAAUGGAUUUGACACAUGUCAUACGAUGCUUAAAUAAACUAGAUGCAGGUGUCAAGGAGAAAAUUAUGCUAGUGACACCUGAUGAAAUGAAUUGUAUUAUUAUUAGUUAUAAAGAAUUAAAAAAUUUAAUUGACAUGACGUUUAGAUCUAUGAUAUGA
Molecule: messenger RNA, 2274 nt
Organism: Henningerozyma blattae CBS 6284
Lineage: Eukaryota; Fungi; Ascomycota; Saccharomycetes; Saccharomycetales; Saccharomycetaceae
Gene: PAN3
Product: PAN-complex poly(A)-binding subunit PAN3
Exons: 1
Coding region: 1-2274 (757 amino acids)
Biological process (GO): nuclear-transcribed mRNA poly(A) tail shortening; mRNA processing
Cellular component (GO): P-body; PAN complex
Molecular function (GO): metal ion binding; poly(A) binding
Source: RefSeq, a predicted model, not a curated record